This is a messenger RNA of Ogataea angusta, 912 nucleotides long. RefSeq lists its product as uncharacterized. The record is from RefSeq and is a predicted model, not a curated record. Gene Ontology annotation, molecular function: RNA binding; ribosome binding; translation initiation factor activity. The transcript has a single exon. Bases 1 to 912 code for a protein of 303 amino acids. Lineage: Eukaryota; Fungi; Ascomycota; Pichiomycetes; Pichiales; Pichiaceae. Gene Ontology annotation, cellular component: eukaryotic translation initiation factor 2B complex; multi-eIF complex; eukaryotic translation initiation factor 2 complex.
AUGAGCACAUCUAACUGCAGAUUUUACGAGAACAAAUACCCAGAAGUGGACGAGGUCGUGAUGGUCAACGUCCAGCAAAUUGCUGAGAUGGGCGCCUAUGUGAAACUGCUGGAGUACGAUAACAUUGAGGGUAUGGUUUUGUUGUCUGAGCUCUCGAGAAGACGUAUUAGAUCCAUCCAGAAGCUUAUAAGAGUCGGCAGAAACGAGGUCGCGGUGGUUCUGAGAGUGGACAAGGACAAGGGAUACAUCGAUUUGUCUAAGAGAAGGGUUUCGUCUGAGGAGAUUGUCAAGUGCGAGGAGAGAUUCAACAAGUCCAAGGCAGUGCACUCUAUUUUGAGAAGAUGCGCUGAAAAACACAACAUCCCGCUGGAACACCUGUACGAGACCAUUGCAUGGCCGCUGAGCAGAGAGUACGGACACGCUUUCGACGCGUUCCGGAUCUCGAUCACCGAUCCUUCUAUUUUCAACAAGAUAACUCCUCCGUCGCAGGAAGUGCUGGAAGAGCUGAAAGAACACAUUUCUAGAAGACUGACUCCGCAGGCGAUCAAGUGCAGGGCCGACAUCGAGGUGUCCUGUUUCUCAUACGAGGGUAUCAACGCCAUCAAGGAGGCUCUGGCUGCGGCAGAGUCGCUCAGCACAGAACAGAACGCGAUCAAGGUGAAGCUGGUGGCUGCUCCAAGGUACGUCGUCACCACGCAGUCGCUGGACAAACAAACAGGAAUCAACAGUCUGAACGAGGCUAUAGAGAAAGUGAACCAGGUCAUCACCAAGUACGGUGGAGUGUGCGAUGUGGCGAUGGCACCAAAGGCCGUGACGGCCACCGAGGACGCCGAGUUGCAAGCUCUUUUGGAGAGAAAGGAGUUGGAGAACGCUAUGGAGUCGGAGGACUCCGACGAGGAGUACGACGAGUAG